Molecule: messenger RNA, 1431 nt
Organism: Stylonychia lemnae
Lineage: Eukaryota; Ciliophora; Spirotrichea; Sporadotrichida; Oxytrichidae
Source: the annotation of a GenBank genome assembly
AUGCAAUCCCACACACUCAUCAGAGAUGAGCAAGUAAAGAGAAUGAUUGAUCUGGAAAAUAACACCAUAAGCUUCAAAAAAUCAUCCCCGCCAAUUAGCAACUCAAUAAGUGUAUAAUUUACGCACUUUUUUGAAUCAUCAUCAUUGAAUCCUGAGCCUAUUUCUUAUUUUGAGAUUUCCUUUUCGAGGGCAGGAAACAAAAGAAAUUAAUUUUAUGUCGGAUUGUCAACUGAAGAACUACAUUUCAAUAAGUACUGUGGUGAAUCAGCUGAGUGUAAUACAUAAAACUUUGACGAUAUUUUUUACAAGCAAAGCUCUAGAGAUGAUUAGAUUCGGGUUAAUUUUGGAGCAGAAAGAUUCGAUUACGAUAUUUAGAACAAAUUAAAAGACUAUUAUAGAGAUGCUUUCAACAUUAUUACUAAUGAAAAGAAAGUUUCAACAAUUGACAUAAAGUCACUAGUCCAUGAUUACUUAAUUAAUGAGGGUUGUAUUAAUACAUUAGAGGCUAUUGAUUUACAAGAUGAAAAGUUAUCAAUUAUUAAGGAAAAAGAUUAAGAAAACAUGGAUCUCAUUGAUAAUUAGGUGGAUAGCGGCCAGAUGAUGCUUUAACUACCUAAAAUUGGAAGAUAAAUGAGACUUAAUAGUAUGAAGGAAUUUACUCUUAGUAACAACAAUAAUAAUAAUGCCGAUUAAUCAAUGACAAUGCUUGGAUUAGAAUAAUAAAGUUCAGUUGCUCCCAUAAGGAAUAAUAGAUUUUUAUCAAUGGUUAACGAAAUUGAAGAGGAUAAUACUACUGUAUUUGCUAAUGAUUUUAGAUCAAGAUUAGAAUCAAUGGCUGAGCCUGCUCAUGAAUAACAGCAAAGUUAAAUAAGAUCAAAUAGAUAGCUUGAAGUAAAGUACUACAAUUAUGAUCUUCCACUUAGGAAAUAUCCUAUUAUUAGCUGCUCCUUGCAUUCAAUAGAAUUCAUUAAGCGAUUGAAAGAUAAACAAUAUUAGGAAUGUCUUGAUUAUUUUUAACAAAACUUGAGUAAAUACCAAUAUGACUAUAAUAUUGUCUCUGAAGAUUAAAACGGUAGACCUGAGCUUUGCAAUUAUUUUUUAUUCGAAGAUCUUAGUAAAUCAGAUUAUAAACCUUAUGUCCUAGGUGUUUCACACAACAAAUAAAUAGCAGAUUAUGUAAAUUAAGCUAUUGUUACAUUUGAACACUCUUAAAAAUGUGCACCUCCUUAGCCAAAUAAACGGGAAGCAAAGCACCAAUCUAAAUUGAAAAGAUUAAUUAGUCACACUGCUAUGCUAAUAGAAUGUGUAUCAGAUAGAAAUCGGUACAAAAUAAAGUUACCAUCUUCUCAGGAUUAGAAUAAGCAAUGCGAGCGACAUAUUGGUUUAAAAGUUCCUCAUCAUUAUUUGGCCGACAGCGAAGUAAACAUGUGA